Messenger RNA from Ochlerotatus camptorhynchus, 5703 nucleotides. Its product is annotated as serine/threonine-protein kinase pakD-like. The transcript is spliced from 5 exons. Gene Ontology annotation, molecular function: transcription cis-regulatory region binding. Gene Ontology annotation, cellular component: nucleus. The record is from RefSeq and is a predicted model, not a curated record. Lineage: Eukaryota; Metazoa; Arthropoda; Insecta; Diptera; Culicidae.
GCUCGCUGGGGGUUUCGGUGAGUCGUGCUCGUGUUGGUCGUUCAUACAAAAUAUUGGAGUGCACGAGCGCAGAGCUAAAGGCUGCUGUGUGCUGGACGUUCCACGCGUUUUUGGAUUAUCACGGAAAGAAAAAUUUCACUGUGACCGUGUACUCCCCGGGAUUCGUCGUGUGCUCCUACCCUUCCGGUUCGCUAUUACCAUCUUGUGUCCUGAUUGAUUAUUCGUGACCCGCGCGUGACGAGUUGCAUUUCUUCGGCAAAACGGUAGUAGUGUGAAAGGUGCGGGAGUAAUUAUACUUAGCGGUUUUAAUUACGCGUGCACGUAAAUAGGGUUGUACACCGUCGUUAGGGAGACUACAUUCGAGGUGCUUAUUAAGUGUGACGUUACAAUUGUAGCUACCAAGCUCGCAGGGAUAGGGAAGAGUUGAAGAAACAGGAAUAAAGGAUAAAGGAAACAUACCUAAUGUUCUUGAAAUGGUGAAAAUUUCUUGACGAACGGAGCACCAAACAAAAAGCAAGUGUUUAUUAUUGAAAAUUCAGUGAAAAAUAUAAAUGCUUCUAUUGAGUUGAAGCUGUGUGCUUUCUAAAGGAUAACAAACGAGAAGAAGUGAAAUUGAUUGAUAUAUGCAUAUGCAAAUUAUUGAAGCAUUACAAUUGAGUGAGGGUAGUGAGUUUCAUUUGUAGUAUUCUGUCUAGCAAGUGACGGGAAAGUGAAGAAAGAGGAAGGCAAUCUAAUCGUAGACGAAAAUGUCCGUUCCGGUGGCAACAGUGAAACAGGAACGGCAUGAUGAAGCUGAGAUUAAUGAAUUGGCAGCAAAAAUGAUGGAAGUACAUAAACAACAGACAGCGAAAGCUGCGUUACAGCAACAACAAAUCGUUAGACCCGGAGUCGGUCAGGUGCCCGCAGUGACGGGUAAUGGUACAGCUGGACAGACGAACAUUUUAAACUAUUUGACCCGAAAACCGGGCCAGGUUGUGCCUCAGUCCAUCGGAGCUACAACAAUAGCUCCGAUUGGCAGUGCACAAACUAAUGGAAGUGCAGCAAAGACUGAAGAUGCAAAUGGGGAGAAGAAAGCAUGCGAUGAAGAGAGUCAGAAAGGUCAUUUUGGCUGGGAAACGUUUCCCGGCAAAAUUUACAUUCCGUAUAUUUUCCGGCAGUCGGAACGUUACUGUGCGGUACGUUUGGUUGAAAUGAAGCUGCUCAAUAAAUACCUAAACUAUCUGCACCAGGACAUCUACAGUUGCACCUGCGUCCGGUCGUACUACAUCACAGAGGCAGAAAGUAAGCUAUUCAAUGAAAUCAAUACCAAACAUUGUGACUUCCAAUUCGGGAGGGAGAUGUUUACAUUGAAGGAUUUGGUGGUACGGCUAUCGGACGCUUACAAAUUCUACCAGUUCCUGGAUGUGUGCUACAAGAAGCUAUUAAUGGGAUGUAGUACACCAAACGACAAAUGUGGCUUUAUCCGUAUCAAUAAAGAAUCUGUAGUUCCUUACACUGUUAGAGAUAACCAAAAAAUGGUACCGUUGUUCUACUUUGAGGGAGAGACUGAUAAUCUUAAGCUAAAAGCCGACUAUUUAUCCGGAUGGGACUUGUCCUAUCUGAAGUUCUGUUGUAAGGUUCAAGGCAUCCGGAACGAACUCUUUGCCAGCGAUUCGGUUGCUGUUAUAAGCUUGACCGAUAUAAAAGGUUACUUUCCACCGGGAACUGAGUUCGAGGACUACUGGCCUAGCAAGGUAGUAGAUUCCCAACUUCUCUCUGGUCCGAAGUCGAAUAAUACUGUUCACUGGACCAGACAGCCGGCACAACCUCCACCCAAACAACCUACCAAUAUGAUGAACACAAUAGCUAAACAACAGCCACAGGUACGGAAAACGGCAAAUAACAUGUAUCAGGCACUACAACAACAGCAACAGCAGAACAUACAGAAAAACAACGCUCAAAUGCCAAACAUCUCAGCAGCUGUACAGGCACUCACGAACAACUGGAACCUAACGAACCAUGCAAAUUUGCUGUCGGCAGCGCAGCAGGAACAGCUGCUGCGAAUAACGCAAGCACAGCAGGCUGCCCAAGCACAGGCGCAAAUCCGAAGUAUGCAAAACAUGCAUCCCAUGCAAUACAAUUCCUACAUGAAUCCGACGAUGUCGAUGUCGUCGAGGUCUUCCCAGAAUCAAGCAGUCCCACCGCCGCUGGUACGGUCGUCUCAAUCACAGGCUGCUCAUAUGUCAAGUGGUUCAUCGUCAGUACGCUCCAACAACAGUAGUACCAAUGCGAUCUCUUACCUCAAUCCUGAACUGUCCAUAUUCGCCACCUCCCGCAGCCCCAAUGGCACCGUCAAUCUGUCGCACCUGAAUCAGUUGCAAAUUAACCAACUCACGGCUACGAAUAGCAACAUCACCAUCACACCAGCUAAUAACAGUUCUAACAGCACUAGUAGCGGUGCAAAAACACCGGCCUACCCUAAGAAUCCGGUCUCGAUAACGGCCGUUCCGGUAGCGUCACCUACACGAGCCUCACCGAAAGGUGCCCAGGCAAAGCAGCCACCACCGGCGUUGAUUCCGGUUGGUUCGGCCGCAAGUAACAACAACAACCACAACAACCACAGAAACAAUAGCAACAAUCUGCUACUAAGUCAAGUUGAGCUUUUUCGUGAAAAGUUGUUCCUCAACAAUGCCACUAGUAUGGCAGCAGUUGCAGCAGCGUAUGGUGCCAUUGUUCCAAAUCCUGCUUCCUUCCAAUCCCCUUCUUCUUCUACCUUUCUGUCCAAUCCUGUAGCGAAUAAAUCUAAUGUAGACAAUACCAGAUAUAAGAGCGUAAUUACUUCACGAGCAGCAAUGGAUGUAAUCGAUCUAUCUUCCCCUCCAAGGUCAAACAUGGCAGGAGCGGCGGCUGCAGUGGCACUGUCCCAGCAACAGCAACAGCAACAGCAGCAGAAACGUUCCAAUGCUGCUGCCGCUAUGACCAACGGUCGUUCCAACACGACAAUCACCUCGACCAGUAACUAUCGCUCGACGGCGGCUGCAAUGCAACAACAGCUGCAGCAGCAACAACAGGCUGCCGUGGUGGCCGCCCAGCAACAAGCUGCCGCCAUGAACGACGGCGGAACGCGACAUGGCAAUGUGAUCAUGCUACCGGAAAUGACCAUGGGUGGCACCCCGUACAAACCGUACGAGGUGGUUAAGAAACCGAUCGAAAACAAAACGAUCUACUGCAUCAACAAGACACCCUAUAGAAACAAUGACUAUCUGAUGACCAUUCAGGAUCUGAAGGACGUGUUUUUCCCAUACAUCAGUCUGGAUGUGUGUCGGAGGGUGCUCAAUGCGUUAGACAUCAAUCUGUUCAUCGGAAAUAGCCUACAAUACCAAGCUCUUCUGGAAGCUGGCCGUGCCAAUGUAGACAAAAUGCCUCUGGUGCAAGUAGUGGACGUGAUGCAGUUCAUGCCCCAGCUGCAGUACAUGGUGCGAGGCCAAAUAGGCCAAGAGACGCCGGCGAACAAGCGGGCACGUAUCAGCUAGGAAUUGGGGUGGGGGGUACAGCAGCAGUGCCCUCAGAGCACAGUAGUAUCCGAUCUGAUAACGAGCAGUAGCAACAUCACCAACAGCAAUAUCCAUUCAAGCAGCGGCGGUGUCAGCGCUUCCUGGAGCCUUACACCUACAUCACCUUCGGCGAGCGGUAAAAAAUCUUCCUCUUCUACAACAUCUGGUUCUAGUGGUUCAGCGGCUAUUGUCAGUAGUAGCAGCAGUAGUAGUGGAUUUUCCUCACCAACAAACCCUCUACAUUUCGACAAGAAAGCUCUCUCUUCUUGCCGAUACCAGCAAGAAAAGGCUGAUUUCUAUCAGGACGCAUCUAGUCGAAUGCUGGCCCAAGCAUCAUCUUCAGCUUAUUCGUUCCAAGAAUCAGCCCUUGCCGCAGCCGCAGCAGCUGCCGCUGCUCAGCAACAGCAACAGCACCAACAACAGCAGCAGCAGCAACAACAACAGCAGCAACAGCAGCAUCAGCAACAGCAACAGCAACAGCAACAGCAGCAACAGCAGCAGCAGCAGCAGCAGCAGCAGCAGCAGCAGCAGCAGCAGCAGCAGCAGCAGCAGCAGCAGCAGCAACAACAACAACAACAGCAACAGCAACAACAGGCUCAACAAGCCGCUGUAGCUGCCGCAGCUGCUCAACAGGCCGCACUGGCCGCCCAACAAUUAACUGCUGCCAGUAGUGCGGCUAUUUUUUCACCACAUUUUGCUCCCGGAUCGUAUGCAACUGGUCCAAUGCAGGUCGGAUCGUAUGACAGCACUGCCGUUUCGGCUGCCCGUUCUUGUGCUCUGCCGUCACCCACCAUUUACCCGCCAACCCCCCCACCCUCAGCACCCUGGAUUCAUCCCUGGUAUAGCGGUGAUACCUUUUAGUCAGUAGCAUCUAGCAGUAUUGAAGCUCCGUUUUUAAUCAUAACCAAAUCCCUUCAAAUAGCUGUUGAAAUAAAAGAUUCCAUAAAAAUAAUGGCUACGUUUCAUAAUUUAGUGUCCAAACGUAGAACGGGAUCUACGAUCCCUAUUUUCAACCAAAAAUUCUGUAGUAUCUGCUACAUUCAGCACAAAGCCGUAGAAUUGCAAUUCUAUCCAAGACAUGAGAAGAACAAAAUCGUAAUUGUAUAACCAAAAAGAAGCUUAGCAUUAGCCAGAUCCACAUGAAAUUGAAAUCUACGUAAAUCAUUGCUCUAACUUCCUAUCUACAGAAGUGAUCCAAAACCUCGAUUUCGAUCGAAGUAAUUUCACAACUACCCUCCCUAACCAUUGUCCCAUAUUUCAUUGUUCUUCAGCAAAGUAAAACGCUAUUCCCACUCAACAUCAUAAAUUGAGAUAUCGAAAACUAAAGUUACUACUAUUUGUAUUUUUUAACUUAUAACUUAAAGCAAGAGAAGAAAACUCACUCACUAUAAGCAUUACUGUAAAAUUAAGAUAAAAAAAAUAAGGACAGCGAAUCCUUAGAAAACAAUUCUCGCAGGAUGAGGAAAAAUUGUUGUAACUUAGUAGAAGCGCAAAGUGAAAAGAACUGAAUAGACUUGAAACGAUUCUCCCUACGGUCGAAAAGAGGGUAGAAGGAAACUUAAUCUGUAAGAAAAAUCGAUGGGAAAGGAAUAAAGUUGUAAGCAAUUCGUUUUAACUUUUUCGUCGUUAUUAGAGAGCGAACUGAUUUUCCUUCGAUGCCAGGCGCUGUCAAAGCGAAUUGCAUUCAGUCUGGAGAAAUUCGCAGUCAAUACUAUCCAAUUCGAUGGAUUAUUUUUUUUUUGUAAUAAGUAGGAAAAAGUAAUAAUAUUGGAUAUUUAGUUAUCACUAGGCAGGUGUGUGUGUAAGUAGAGAGGAACUGUAUAGUGAAUACAAAUCAACGUACGAAUGCGAAAAAGUCCCAGAUAGGUUGUAAGAAAGGAGGCGUGCAAACGAUUUACAUUCUGUUAUAGAGUCAUAACUCUAGCGAUGUUUUAGUUUUUGAUUGAAGAAAAGUAAAUUAUAUGUUUUUAUUUAUUUUUAUAAUUAUACAGGCGAUGUAAUUAUCACCCACUUCUUAGUUGUACGCUACAAGAUGUAUACCCGUUGAGGAAAAGGCUACUUGUUUAUAUUAAAUAUGUCUCACUAUCAAACAAGCAGAAAAAUAAAAAAGAUACGCUAUCAGUGUAACGUCAUUCUUCUGGUAGAAGGAUCUCGUGAAUCAAACUAGAAA